This is a messenger RNA of Zygosaccharomyces rouxii, 2607 nucleotides long. RefSeq names its product protein arginine N-methyltransferase (gene HSL7). Gene Ontology annotation, cellular component: nucleus; cytosol. Gene Ontology annotation, biological process: peptidyl-arginine N-methylation; regulation of DNA-templated transcription. The coding region runs from base 1 to 2607 and encodes 868 amino acids. The record is from RefSeq and is a predicted model, not a curated record. The transcript has a single exon. Lineage: Eukaryota; Fungi; Ascomycota; Saccharomycetes; Saccharomycetales; Saccharomycetaceae.
AUGCACAGUAACGUAUUCGUUGGUGUUAAGUUUAAUAAUAGUAAUGAACAAAAUCAGAUAUUGGAAAAUGAUAACGGUAUCAGUACUGCCAAGAAAAAUGGCUCAUUGAGUAGUAGUAGCAGCACUACUACUACAACCACUAAUGGUAAAAAUCGAUUACCUAAUAAUUAUGAUUACGUUUUACUGCCAAUAACGAAUUCAAGGUACAGAGAGAACGUGAGGCGACAGUUUAAUUUAUUCGAGAAAGAGUCGAAAUCUGUGGACCAUAGCGUUUUGCAGAUCUCGGAGCCGCAAUUGCAAGAUCUGUGUAUCCCACCGUUCAAUGCUACGCAUGCUAACAAUAGUAACAGUAAUAAUGAUUCGCCGGCUUAUAUUGGACUAUUAUCAUCGUGGUUAGAAUUAGAGUCACCAAAGGUCUCGAUAAGGGAAAUGGCAUUUCAAGUUUUACUUAACGAAUGCAAAUAUGCAAGAUUUGUUGGUAUCAACAAAUUGAUAGUUGCACCCCCACGUGAUCUCUCUGAAUUACAAAGGUAUUCGCAAGUCAUAGCCAAACUGUUAAAUCAUAAGGUAGUUUCAGGCUCUUCUCCACUUCUACUGUCAAUUUCUUUACCGUUGUAUGAAGACAGCGAUCCGUUAGCUACGUGGGAACUUUGGAAUACAAUAAGGAAGUUGUGUGAUUAUCAUCGUUCACUGAGUGUUUCGCUAGCCGUGCCAAGGAUUAAGACACCAUCUCACGUUUUAAAUAGAUGGCUAUGUGAGCCAGUGUCGUGUCUGUUAAUAUCAUCGUCAAUUUUUGCGACCAAUAAAUAUCAAUACCCGGUAUUGCAUAAAUUUAAUCAAAAUUUGAUCCAAAAAUUUCAAAGAUUAAAUGGUAAUUCACAUGCAAAUAUGAACGGUGAGCUUUGUAUCAUUUUACAUGGUAUGGAAAAAUAUUCCGGUGCCGUAAAAGGUGGCGAAAGUGCAUAUUUGGAGUAUAUCAAUUAUUUGUUGAAGAAAGGUGAUAAACUGUUUGUCCUGAGAAAUAACGACAAUCAAGAGGGUUCAAAGAGAAAUAAUCCGUCAAUCGUAUAUAACCAACCGACGUUAGAUUUAUGCUCACCAAGAUUGAUGCCGCCUUUAAAACCUCACUCGGAAUCAUUGUCAAAUCAAGUUUAUUCAGUUUUUGAAAAAGACACUGUGAAGUAUGAUUCUUAUCAUGCUGCUAUUCAAGAAGCAUUGAAAGAUCUGCUGACAACCCAUCGCUUUGAUCAAGAUUCACCAUUGAUUAUUCUCGUGGCUGGUGCCGGUAGAGGACCACUGGUGGAUAGGACUGUACAAGUUGUUAAGAAUUUUAACAUUUGGAAUCAAGUUCAAUUAAUUGCGCUUGAAAAGAAUGCGCAGGCAUGCUUAUAUUUACAAAAGAGAAAUUACGAUUUUUGGGACAACCGAGUUAAGAUUGUCAAACAAGAUAUGUUACAUUGGGAAGAUAGUUCAUUGAAAGUUGAUCUUUGUAUAAGUGAACUAUUAGGAUCCUUUGGCUGUAACGAAUUAGCGCCAGAAUGCCUUUGGGAAAUUGAAAAAAAUCAUUCCAAACCUUCCACGAUUUUUAUACCACAAUCUUAUGCCUCCUACGUGGCCCCCAUAUCAUCGCCAUUAAUUUUACAGAAUUUGUCUGAGGUAUCGAAUGCGCAGGAAUCGCCUUGGAUAAUGCAUAAUGUUCCCUACUGUAUUCUUUCGUCGAGAGUUAAUGAAAUAUGGUCAUUUGAGCAUCCGUUAAGAAAUAGUCAUUCGGAUACAGAUUUUUUCUCCAAGAGUUCACUAAGUGAGUUUAAAGUAAAGCAUAGGGGUGAAAUGCACGGUAUAAUUGGGUUUUUCUCUGCUAGAUUAUACAACGAUACAAUUUUGUCAACUUUACCUGAUGAUUGUGUAUUGGAUACGGUUUCAUUGCAAAGGGACGAAAUUUCUAGUGACGCUUCAUUUCAAAGGAAGAUAGAUCAAAUACAGAUAACAGAUUCGUUGAAAGGCGCUCAUGGAUCGAAAAAUUUAUCGGAUAAUAAAUUUAAUAAGUCUUUCCAUACUCCAGGACUUUAUUCUUGGUCACCCAUAGUUUUCCCGCUAAGACAACCUUUCCCCAUAGCGGAUGAUACUGAACUAUCAGUCUUUAUGUCACGUAACCAUUCUUUACAAGAAAAAUUGAUAUGGUAUGAGUGGUCAGUCGAAAGUUUUGUGUAUCUUGUUGUGUCAGGAGCAUCAAUGCAAAAACCACCUAUGAAUACACCACCUACAUCUACGAGGAAGCAUUCCGCUCAGCAUCAUCAUCAACAGCAUCGCCCAUCAGGCUCAGGAUCACAACCUAAUUACGAAACAAGGUUCUCAGAAUUAGACGAAAUGGGAUUCAAUAAUACUGAACAAGGGUUUUUACCACAUCACGAAACGGGUUGGCAAAGUGUUAAUGAUAUUCACGGGUUGAGUACAUCUGCAGAUAACGCUGUAGGCCCACCAAUGUUCAACUUAGAUCCUCAAAACGAAACGGAGGAAGAUGAAGAUGAAGAGGUACACGUCAGAGUUAAGACUGGUAUUUCUGCCUUGCACAACAUCAAUGGUAAAUCUUUUUCAAUCCCACUUUGA